GAAAUUAGCGUGACGCUAACUUGACCGAGUUUGUUGAGUUUCCGUCGGAUCAGUGGAGACUUCGAAUGGCUUCUGGAUAACCAUCACCUUCAGCUUCUCUUUACUACAUUGAAGGGUUGUGAUAGUCGCGAUGGCUGCUUCGGAGAAGAAUGAUACGGUGGUUGAGUUAACUGAGGGCGAUGAGGCCUCCAAGGUGACUCAUUCAGGGGCUGUUGAGUCUUCAAAAGCCGAACCAGCAGUUCCUCAACCAUCCGAAGGGGCUGAAGCUUCAAAAGCAGUUCAACCUUUGCAGACUUCUCAAUCACCCCGAGUUUCACAACCACGAGUUCCGCAAUCACCGCACGUGGCUCAGUCACCUCGAACGGCUCAACGACCUCUAGCUCCGGCUCAGGUUCAACACCCUCAAAUGGUUCAGCAUCAGUCACCUCGAGUUGCUCAGUCUCCAUAUCCUCAGAUGCCGCAUUCUCCUUAUCACCAGGUGCCACAGUCGCCUCAUCCUCGUAUGCCGCCAUCGCCACACAUGGCUCAGCAUCCGCAUAUGGGGUAUCCUCAUACUCAUCAGGUUCCGCAUUCACCUUACAUGGCUCACUCGCCUCAUCAGAUGCCUCAGUCUCCGUAUCAAAUGCCACAGAGUCCUCACCCUCAGAUGGCGCAGUCACCACAUACUCACAUGCCACAGUCUCCGCAUUCCCAUAUGCCGCAGCCACCUCACCAUCAGAUGCCUCAAUCUCCACAUCCUCAUAUGCAACAAAGUCCUCGUCCGCAAAUGGCACAGAGUCCUCAUCCUCAGAUGCCGCCAUCCCUACACAUGGCACACCUUCACUAUGCUCCUCAAACAGGACACCCUCCUCCCCAAAGUCCCCUUUUCACACCCCAGGGUACUCCCGCCAUGACACCUCAGCAAUAUCCUCUCUUUACACCACUAGCCACACCUCGAUUUACACCAACUCCAACUCCAGGGCCUCAAUCCGCUGCUCCUACGCCAGCGCCAUCUACUCCAGCUCCCCAAUCAGUUGCUUCAACACCAGCCGCUCACUCCAUCGCCUCAACACCCGCACCAUCCUCCGUAGCAUUUACACCAGCACCUGAGUCUUCAUCCAGGGGCCAAGUAACAUAUGAUAUGGGACCUCCGCCCAAGAAGAAGAGAGGACCAAAGCCAAAGCCGUUGUCAGAACGUAAAGUGCUACGGACUACACCGAUUGUGCGAAAGGAGGCUAGUUAUUCGAAGAGGAAGAAGGAGGAGGUUAUCAUGUGGAUGCUUCAUCAUCGUGUUGAUCGGAGGGGAGAAAUGGUGCCGCCUUCUACGACGGAUGCGGAGAAUCACUUUCAGAUUCCGAGGAGUACUAUUGCUGGGUGGAAGAAAGCUAUGCUGGGUCUUGGACCGAUUCCGAGGUAAGGAUGGGCUCAUUGCAGCUCUGAAACCUGCUGAGUUUUAUCUACGAUAUCGACUCAUCCUCUGUUCCACCCCAUGACAUUCGAGCAUCCCUCGACUGAAAGAAUGUACUGGGAAGAGCCUGAUCAUUACUCUGGCACACAUUCGGUACUUUGAACGUACAAGAGUGUAUAUCUAACGCUAUCAGAUCCUCAAACUUCGCAAAGCCAGUCAUCAAGAUCAAAGCAAGGCGGGAGAGAAGACGUCCUGCGUACUUGUGAGUGAACACGGUGUCGCUGUUGGGGUCGAGAACGUUGAAACCAUAGACCGUAGAACAUGACUUUGACAAGCCCAACACAUGAACACGUAACGGGCCCGGCCUAGAAAAGUAAAAAUGAAUAGACAAUUAAUAAUUUCAUCUUGAUUACCUCAGAUUUAAGACCAC
Fusarium odoratissimum NRRL 54006 is the source of this 1817-nucleotide messenger RNA. RefSeq lists its product as uncharacterized. The transcript has 2 exons. The record is from RefSeq and is a predicted model, not a curated record. The coding region runs from base 131 to 1396 and encodes 421 amino acids. Lineage: Eukaryota; Fungi; Ascomycota; Sordariomycetes; Hypocreales; Nectriaceae.